CAUCAUGGGCAGAACAAUAAGAAUAUUAAGCCUGCUUUUGCUGGCAUUAACUCGUGGACAUGCUGAAGACACCAGUACCACUGAGACCCAUACGGAAACGAAGACCACGGAAUAUGGACCCAUCAGUAUGGUGGUUGACCAGCUUGCGGACAUGGCAGUGGACGUCAGUGACAAGACCUCCUCACAACUGCAGGCGAAUAUAGAGCGCACAUUGAUGGACAUUACGGACAAUAUUGAUGCAAUGACCACCAAUGCCAUGGCAGAGAUGAGCAUUGCCAUCGAUGACACGAAUCAGCUGUUGAUGGCCAAUCCCAACUGCAAUGCCGCCUGGAAUAUGCAGGAGUUUACAAUCAAUGUGACAGAUCAGCUCAGAGCCUGCACAAUGCGGCUGAGCGGCAUGAUGGGAGCCUAUCGCGACGAUGGCCAACAGGUGCUGUCCAAUGUGCACAGCUUUGUACAGCAAAUGGCUCAGCUGCCAAUACUCUGUCAGAACCAGGCAAUGGGCGCGGCAAUAGCGCCCUUGGGUCUUAGCUUUGAUAACAGCAACAGUUGCUUUUUGCGUGGUAUGACUGUCAUCAAUCAAGGACUAGCUGAGGCCAUGCACAAUGCUUCCCUGCUGCUGGUGCGCACGCGCCGCCUGUCCCAGGAGCAAGUGGCUCGGUCGCAGCAAUGCAGCGAUGCGGUUGUUGCCCAGGUCAUUGAGUACCUGCGCGUUCAACGCGCCAAUUGUAGUUAAGCAGGACUCAAAUUAUGCAUAAGAGAUCACUUUUGGUUGUAACAUACCCAAAUAAAAACGACAAUUUAUGCACCCAAAGGAUAC
Drosophila novamexicana is the source of this 820-nucleotide messenger RNA. RefSeq lists its product as uncharacterized. The transcript is spliced from 2 exons. Bases 5 to 736 code for a protein of 243 amino acids. The record is from RefSeq and is a predicted model, not a curated record. NCBI's taxonomy places the organism in Eukaryota, Metazoa, Arthropoda, Insecta, Diptera, Drosophilidae.